GUCUGCUCUUGUGGCGCGCUUUGGGCUGGAUGGAUUGUAGUUGCCCGGUGUCUUCCAACAUACAUAACGUGAAGCUUGAAAAAAGAAUAGCCAUGAGUUCCAUCCGGAAAUUGAGACCCUCUGACAAGACUUCUGAGAACAUUAAGAGCUUCUUCCAAGCCUCAGCCAGUGCCAGUGGGCCAGUGAGAAGGACCCUGCAUGUGCUGCAGCCCUCUGCUGUCAACAAAAACAUCAAGCGCACAGCUGAGACGGGUAAGGCUGUUCCCAAACGGAAGCUGUGGAACGCAGAACAGGGCAAGGGUUCUAAGAGGGUGAAGGCAGAGGUUGCGGUUCGGCCUGCAGACUCUGAGAACGACCAUCUCCCAGAGGGAGUCUCUCAGGAGGCCUAUGAACUCAUGAUCAAAGAUGCCCCUCCGUCCACCUACUGGAAAGAAGUGGCUGAGGAGAGACGCAAAGCCCUCUACAACGUCCUGCAGGAGAACGAGAAGCUCCAUAAGGCCAUUGAGGCGAAAGACGAGGAGAUCGGCCAGCUGAAGAGUGAGAACGCAGAUCUGCAGGAGCUAGCUCAGCACGUACAGCACAUGGCAGACAUGAUCGAGAGGCUAACUGGGAAGAGUCCAGACAACCUGGAGGACGUGCGGGACCUGGACUUUGCUGAUGAGGAGGAGGAUGGUGAGGAAGACUACAGCUGGCCAUAAGAAGAGGAAGACGAGGCAGAGCAACAGGAGGACGGCGCACAGAGUGAGGAAGAGGAAGAGGAAGAUAAAUCUGAGCCAUCGUCCACAGAGUGCGAAGAGGACCCCGAAUCUGCCCGAGAGGAGGACUGAGGAUUAAGAUCUGGACUAGGAUUGAGUGUUAGUCUUGCUAAGGACCAAGGGCUAAUACAUGCACACUCUAAACAUAUGGACAUCACACACACACACACACACACACACACUAAACAUAUGGACAUCACACACACACUCAGCCCUGUACUAGGAUGCAGCAUGGAGGGCCCUGGAGAGUAACAAGUGCAAUUGCCCAUGUGGUGCAUUGGAGAAAUGAGUCAUGCCAUUUUUAAUUUAAGUUUUAGUGUUGAUGUACUUUUACACACGUUUUACUUUUUUCUGCUAUUGUUACUGUGCAGUUUUCUUGCACCCCCUUUGUACAUAAGCAUUACCUUGACCUGUGUACAUGACAAUAAACUGCUCACUCCUUGUUUUUAUAAA
This is a messenger RNA of Alosa sapidissima (American shad), 1208 nucleotides long. It is a transcript of the gene gmnn, whose product is annotated as geminin DNA replication inhibitor. NCBI's taxonomy places the organism in Eukaryota, Metazoa, Chordata, Actinopteri, Clupeiformes, Clupeidae. The transcript is spliced from 8 exons. Gene Ontology annotation, cellular component: nucleus. The record is from RefSeq and is a predicted model, not a curated record. Bases 30 to 698 code for a protein of 222 amino acids. Gene Ontology annotation, biological process: negative regulation of cell cycle; negative regulation of DNA replication.